Molecule: messenger RNA, 1319 nt
Organism: Hippopotamus amphibius kiboko
Lineage: Eukaryota; Metazoa; Chordata; Mammalia; Artiodactyla; Hippopotamidae
Gene: STARD10
Product: StAR related lipid transfer domain containing 10
Exons: 7
Coding region: 269-1144 (291 amino acids)
Molecular function (GO): lipid binding
Source: RefSeq, a predicted model, not a curated record
GCGCGGGGCGGGGGGCGCGCGGGGCGGGGCCGGGCGGCGGGACCCACUGCUCCUCCCCCCAGAGCCCCCGCGCGGCCCCGGUCGCCAGGGCAGCGCGGCGGCGGCGGCGGCAGAGGCGCUCGCACCCCCGGCCCCGGCGGGCCCCGAAGGAGCAGCGGGCACAGGUCCCUGGAAGGUGGCGUCAGCAUCUGCAGCCGCGUCGACGUUGUUGGAGCCUCCGCGGAGGACCCAGGAGAGCCGGACGAGGACCAGGGCCCCGGGCCUCCCCAUGGAGACGUCAGCUGCCUCAACAGAGCCCCAGGGGCCUCGGCCAGUCCUGGGCCGCGACAGCGUCCAGGUGCCCGACGACCAGGACUUCCGCAGCUUCCGGUCAGAGUGUGAGGCCGAGGUGGGCUGGAACCUGACCUACAGCAAGGCUGGCGUGUCUGUGUGGGUGCAGGCUGUGGAGAUAGAUCGUACGCUGCACAAGAUCAAGUGCCGGAUGGAGUGCCGCGACGUGCCAGCAGAGACGCUUUACGACGUCCUACAUGACAUUGAAUACCGAAAGAAGUGGGACAGCAACGUCAUUGAAACUUUCGACAUUGCCCGCUUGACAGUCAACGCUGAUGUGGGCUAUUAUUCUUGGAGGUGUCCAAAGCCCCUGAAGAAUCGUGAUGUCAUCACCCUCCGCUCCUGGCUUCCCAUGGGCACUGAUUACAUCAUUAUGAACUACUCAGUCAAACAUCCUAAAUACCCGCCUCGGAAAGACUUGGUCCGAGCUGUGUCCAUCCAGACGGGCUACCUCAUCCAGAGCACGGGGCCCAAGAGCUGCGUCAUCACCUACCUGGCUCAGGUGGACCCCAAAGGCUCCUUACCCAAGUGGGUGGUGAAUAAAUCUUCUCAGUUCCUGGCUCCCAAGGCCAUGAAGAAGAUGUACAAGGCGUGCGUCAAAUACCCUGAGUGGAAGCAGAAGCAUCAACCGCACUUCAAGCCGUGGCUACACCCGGAGCAGAGCCCGCUGCCGAGCCUGGCGCUGUCGGAGCUGUCGGUGCAGCAUGCGGACUCGCUGGAGAACAUUGACGAGAGCGCGGUGGCAGAGAGCCGGGAGGAGCGCAUGGGUGGCGCGGGCGGCGAGGGGAGUGAUGACGACACUUCGCUCACCUGAGCUGGGCACAACGGCAGGGACCAAGACACGACGGCGCGGAGCCCAGGGGCGGCGGAUCCUCCCACGCUCUCUCCCCUCCCCGACCCCUUGCGCCUCCUGGGGACGCUGGGCCCGGGCCCAGGCUGGCGCUGCGGCCUGGCUGGACACAGCCCCAAUAAACGAUCCCACAGACUCA